This is a messenger RNA of Ruditapes philippinarum (Manila clam), 2388 nucleotides long. RefSeq names its product DNA repair protein RAD51 homolog 4-like. Gene Ontology annotation, molecular function: single-stranded DNA binding; ATP binding; ATP-dependent DNA damage sensor activity. Gene Ontology annotation, cellular component: centrosome; replication fork; Rad51B-Rad51C-Rad51D-XRCC2 complex. NCBI's taxonomy places the organism in Eukaryota, Metazoa, Mollusca, Bivalvia, Venerida, Veneridae. Gene Ontology annotation, biological process: DNA strand invasion; double-strand break repair via homologous recombination; reciprocal meiotic recombination. The record is from RefSeq and is a predicted model, not a curated record.
UUAAAAACGGGAAUGUAUUUCUUGCUGGAGACAUCAUGCAUCUUUUUUGUGUUAUAACUUUUAGUGGUGUUCAGUUGAAUUUUCGCGUAAAUUUUAAACGGUGCUGAUGUAAAUAAAAAUGUAAAAAUAUGUGCCAAAAACAAAAAAUAUGUCUUUAAAAGUUGGGUUUUGCUCUGUUCUGGGUGAAGAGAUGCUAGAAAAGUUAAAAUCGAAGAAUAUUUCCAAAAUUGCAGAAUUUAUUUGCAAAGAUCCGGAAGAUAUUGCUCAGUUGACAGGAAUUCAGUACAAGGAUAUUGUAUGUAUAAGGAAUGUUAUUCUGGCCAAAUAUAGUAGUAUAACAGUGAAUGGAAGUGAGUUCUAUAACAGUGUUGUUCAAUCAACUACCAUCUUAACAACAGGGAUAAAAAGACUGGACAAUGUUUUAGAUGGUGGACUGUAUACGGGUGAAGUAACAGAAAUGGCUGGGGAUGUUGCUGCAGGAAAGACACAGGUAUUAUUCAGUGUUUGUGCAGCAACAGCCAAGCAAGCCAAUCAAACAGUAGUUUAUAUUGACACUGGUGCUGUCUUUUCAGCUAGUCGUGUUCUUCAAAUGAUUCCAAAUAACUCUUCUAUAAAGGAAGAUAUUCUAUCAAGGAUACAUGUAUACGAUGCUUUCACUAUACAUGAUGUAUUUGGGGUACUGGACAGUAUUGAGGGUAGUAUACAGGCAGCAAGUGACCCUUUUUACAGUAAACUCAAGUUAGUCAUAGUGGACAAUAUAGCCUCAGUUGUUUACCCAUUUCUUGGAGGAAGUUCUUUCUCAGAGAGUCAAGGGUUGCUUUCACUACUUGGACAGAAAUUAAAAUCCCUGGCUGUAGAAUACUCUGUUGCUGUAAUGAUCACAAACAAUGUUGUGAAAGGUGAUCAAGGAACUAGGACAGCAUCUCUAGGUCGACUAUGGUCUCACAUCCCCCAUGUUAGAAUGAUUGUAACACAUACAGAUCAGUAUGGAGGCAGUACAAGAAAUGUUACAGUUGUAAAGAAUUCUAGAGGGGGAUGCAGUGUCUGUGGAGAGCUUAAUAUUGGGGAUAAUGGUCCCAUCACUUGAUGCCCAAUGACUAGUCACUACAGAAUUUAUUGUUUACAGUUGUACUACCUUUACAGUACACAUAAAUUAUGAUCAUUGAACGUUGGAAGACUCCACAUGAUUUUGAAGAUUGAUAUUACAUUAUAUCUAGUUUAAAAACAUUAAAAACAGAAAUGAGCAAUUUAUUGGUGAAAGAAAUGAAUAAUGGUCGCCUGGUAUGAUAUAAAUUGGGUACCCCAUGGUGGUUAAAGACAUGAUACAAAAUGGACUGCAUGUAAUUUGUAUUGCAUUAUAUGUGUUUUAUGUCUUGAAAAUUUGGAAAACAAAGGAAACGUUUCAUUCUGGUUUCUUAUAUGAUUUUAUGUAUAUAAAUAACAAAGAGAUGCUUUCCUGACAUUGGAUAAGAACAUGAAAAUACCAUGAUAGGACAGUUUUUUUGCAUUUUGUAUAGUUUACAUGUAUUUUGCCAGUUUAUGAUACACAUAUCCAUCAAUGGACUUAAGCACUUGAAGAGAAGGAAAGCAAAAUCUAACUUUCUGUUUGAUCUUAAAUGAAAUGAAUGGCAUUUAUACUUCAUGUGAUAUGAGAUCAUCUGUGCUUUAUGUGGCAUGAGAUCAUCUGUGCUUUAUGUGGCAUGAGAUCAUCUGUGCUUUAUGUGACAUGAGAUCAUCAUUCUGUGCUUUAUGUGAUAUAAAAUUAUUUGUGUUUUAUGUGAAAUAACAGUUUGAGUUCACCCCACCCAGCCAGGCAUGAAAUAUUUAUGAAGGGAUAUCUUGUGGGCUCCUUAUGUUGCACAUAUCAUUACCUUGUGAUUCUCUAUGAAAGCCAUAUACAUGGACAUUUAAAUCAUACCCCGGGAUUUAAAAUUGGGUCCUACCCUUUGGUUCACUUAAUUUAGUUUAUAUAGACUUAUAUUGAAAAACAUAAUAAUUCAGAUCUUCUUAGCUGAAACUCCAUAGCUUUGCCAAAGCCUUUGGCUUACAUUAAUUCUCUACUUAAAUUUAUAUAUGAACUAUGAUCCAGUCUUCAAAUAGUGACCUUGCCUCAAUAUUACCCCAUUAUCUACUUUUGGAUUGAAGAAUUUUUACCUUUUUUAACAAUGGAUCUCAGGUGAGCGAUGAAGGCCAUGAUGUGUUCAAGAAUUACUGUAGAUUUUUAUGUAAAAUAUGAAUUUUUAAUCUGUUACAAUAUGCAAUAGUUGAGCAUUUGUUUGUCUUUUUUCUUGUUCUUGCUUUUGAUUAUAAAAUUAGUAUAAUUAUUAAUUAUAGUUAUUUCUUAGUUUUACUUUUGUUUACUUUCCAACAGGUACAGUGUAUAUAUAG